UUUGGUUGGUUCUUGUUUAGUGCUGAAAAUCCCACCAAGGAUUUGGGCCAAUUAUUGACAAAGAUUACUCCUUUUACAACAAGGCGGGCAUUAUUCUCAGCUUUGUUUUUGUAUUCAUUUUUUCAUCCUUCAAGGUACUUACCAGCACAAGCUUUAGGGGAUCCAUCUGUAACCAUUGAAGAAGUGACCCCCACAGUUUCCCCUUCUCCGGCACUUUUUCCCACUGAGAAUAGAAUUGUCCAACUCUUUGAGAAGAACACCUAUUCGGUUGCCAACAUUUUCGACGUAACAUUGCGGCCUCAGCUUAAUGUGACUGGUGCAGUUGAGGUUCCGGAGGGCAAUGGUUCUGGAGUAGUCUGGGAUGGACAAGGACAUAUUGUGACAAAUUAUCAUGUAAUUGGUAAUUCCCUCACAAGAAAUCCAAGCCCUGGGCAGGUUGUUGCGCGGGUUAAUAUUUUAGCAUCAGAAGGGGUACAAAAGAAUUUUGAGGGCAAGUUGGUUGGUGCUGACCGCGCAAAGGACCUAGCUGUUUUGAAGGUUGAAGCCCCUGAAGAGCUAUUGAAGCCAAUCCUUGUGGGGCAGUCAUAUUUGCUAAGAGUGGGGCAACAAUGUUUGGCAAUUGGAAAUCCGUUUGGCUUUGAUCACACCCUCACUGUUGGAGUGAUUAGUGGAUUGAACCGUGACAUUUUUAGUCAAACUGGAGUCACAAUCAGUGGCGGAAUCCAAACAGAUGCAGCCAUCAAUCCUGGAAAUAGUGGAGGGCCCCUGUUGGAUUCCAAAGGAAAUUUAAUUGGGAUUAACACUGCAAUAUUUACUCAGACAGGUACAUCAGCGGGAGUAGGUUUUGCCAUUCCAUCCUCAACUGUACUAAAGAUUGUCCCCCAGUUGAUCCAAUUUGGCAAGGUUUUUCAAGCAGGUUUGAAUGUGGAUAUUGCCCCGGACCUUAUUGCAAAUCAACUCAAUGUUCGAUAUGGAGCUCUUGUUCUUCAGGUCCCUGGAAAUAGUCUUGCUGCUAAGGCUGGGCUACUUCCCACCACGAGAGGCUUCGCGGGUAAAAUCAUACUUGGGGAUAUCAUUGUAGCAGUUGACAACUUACCUGUAAAAAACAAAGCAGAGCUGUACAAAGCACUGGAUGACUAUAAUGUGGGAGACCAAGUAACCUUAAAGAUUCAGAGGGGCAGUGAAAAUCUGGAGCUUCCUGUCACCUUAGAGGAAAAGAGUUCAUGACUGAGAAUCAUCAAAACUGUCGUCUUCAGAAUAGCAUGUUGUAAUAUUGAAUGGAAGAUGAAAAUGAAGAACGGUGUAUAUAUAAUAUAUGAUUAUUAUUGUACCAAACUAAGCAUUGUCAGCAAAGAGAAACUGAGACAGGUAAGCUUGAUUAAUGGUACUGUGCUUGCAAUUUGCAACCAACAAAUUAAUAAUUUUUUAAACUUUUGGCACAACCCAAAGAUUUGAUACAGGUAAUGAGAUUUAUAUAAACGACAUGUCGUUUUGUUGUCUAGGACGAUGUAAAAGAAAUGUCGUUUUUUCCUUUAGAUAAGACUCCUGUUGUUUCUGUAUGAAAUGUGAGCGACAUGUC
Morus notabilis is the source of this 1579-nucleotide messenger RNA. RefSeq names its product protease Do-like 8, chloroplastic. Gene Ontology annotation, biological process: proteolysis. The annotation marks the transcript as partial. NCBI's taxonomy places the organism in Eukaryota, Viridiplantae, Streptophyta, Magnoliopsida, Rosales, Moraceae. The transcript is spliced from 12 exons. The record is from RefSeq and is a predicted model, not a curated record. Gene Ontology annotation, molecular function: protein binding; serine-type endopeptidase activity.